Messenger RNA from Diorhabda carinulata, 5648 nucleotides. RefSeq names its product ubiquitin carboxyl-terminal hydrolase CYLD (gene CYLD). Bases 286 to 3018 code for a protein of 910 amino acids. The transcript is spliced from 9 exons. The record is from RefSeq and is a predicted model, not a curated record. Gene Ontology annotation, cellular component: cytosol. Lineage: Eukaryota; Metazoa; Arthropoda; Insecta; Coleoptera; Chrysomelidae. Gene Ontology annotation, biological process: protein K63-linked deubiquitination. Gene Ontology annotation, molecular function: cysteine-type deubiquitinase activity; K63-linked deubiquitinase activity.
UGAUUUAAUUAAGUUAAGGUCGAUGUCAACCUGUUUAUUUACAAUUUCAUGUAUUUGUCACAUAUUUGUCAAAAAUAAGGAGGUUUAUAUUUUGUAUAGAGUAUGGGAUAAUCAUUAGUUGCGUUAAAAGUAUUCUACUCCGUGUAAUAAGUUAAUAAAUUGAAAUUGUUCGAGUUCAAAAACGCUAUAAAAAAAUAAUAGAAAUGAUUCGGAGUUCGCGAAUGGUGUUUGUGUAUUAUUAAAUCGUGUUUCAUUUACAAAAACUCAAAAUUUUUUAGUACCAUAAUGGUUUCUACAGAAAGAGAAUUCGGAAUAUUUAUAUGUAAUGAAUUACUUAAAGAUUUCUCCAAACAUCCUGAAUCUAGAACUGUCUUACUUGGUCAAAUUAUUAUAAUAGAUCAAAAGGUAUCAGACAAAACCUUGGCCAUAAGAUUUCUUAAAGAAAAUGAUACCUGGGAAACAACUGCUUAUUCUUGUCCUGAAGACAAAAUUGUUAGAAUAAGUGAAAAACUUUAUCCUUACAUAGCUUCUAUAACUUCCCCACAAGAAAGAGUAAAGUUAGCAAAAAACAGAGAACUAUGCAAUAAGCUGCAAAGAAUUGGUAAAGAUAUGGUUGUUGGGUUCAUUGAUACAAAUGAUAUUCUCCUUGGAACAGUCCGGUUUAAUGGUGUAGUUAAAGGUAUUGGACAUUGCUUCGGAAUUGAACUGCAUGAACGUCGAAAAGACAACAUUUGCAGCGGCUCCUGCGCGGGAAUACAGUACUUUAAGACCGAACCGGGUUACGCAGUUUUCACGACAAUAGAAAAAAUAAUCCCGAAAAAUAUGUCAAGUACCGCGAUAACCAACGGUACUUCCCUCAAUUCUAAACAAUCCGACAUCGACUUUUUGUUCGAAAAAAAUUUGUGUAUGUUGAAUGGAUACAACGACGACAGACCUAAAUACGAAGAGAUCGUUACCAAAUACGGCGAGUACCCAACAAAGAAAUUUUCGACAAACAGAAGUACAAAUACUAAUUAUUUAAGAAGUUCCGUUUCAUUACAGAAUAUGUUGGAUAUAAAUAACGGUACUAUCAAUCCGAAUAACGAUUUCGAUCAAAACACCGUCUUACAACCGGAUAAAACGGCUCUGAUGAAGAAACCUAAAAAUAACACCGAAAUGGAUUUGAUCGACGUGAUCGGCGGAAAGUGGGCGGGUAGUACCGAUAAAAAACAGUUGGACGAUUUCACCGGCUCGAUGAGAAAACUCGAUAAGAACGAUAAUAUAAAAGAUAAAUAUUACCAUUUGGAAAAUCCGACCAAUACUCUAAGUAGGAGGAAUAAGAGCGUGAAUCCGUUCCAUCAUAUUUUGGACGGUAAUAGUACUCUGAAAAAAAGUACUGCGAAAUUUUAUACCAACAAUAUCUCUGAUAGUAAGGAGGAGCAUAAGACGUCUGCCGUGAAAACGAAAAAAAUAAACGAAAAGAACGAAAAUCCGAAAUCGUCAUCGACGUUUUACGUCAACGAAAAACCGAAAUUCGAAGAUCCAAUUCACGGUACUACCAACGAUUUGGUGAUUGGUAGUUUGGUUGAGGUGUUGAACGGUGUUAGUGACGAACCCAUUUAUGGAGUAGUCAGGUGGAUGGGUGUUGAAAACGGAACUAACUUCGUAUUAGUUGGGGUGGAACUCGAAGAAGAACAAACUCAUUUACCAUUAACUUUAUCAGACGGUGUAUACAAAGGCGAUAGAUAUUUCAAAUGUGCAGAGAAUAGAGCGAUUUUCGUGAGUCUAAGUCAGUGCAGAAAGGAUUCCAGAUUUCAGGAUGGAGUUCCGCAAAAAGAACACGAAGCUUCUGCGGUGGAACACAAUAUGGAUUGUCCGGUGAUUCCCGGAGCAGUCGCUCCUUUAUGUAUGCCAACAGAAGAAGACGUACACGCUGUUUGUGGGAAGUACAGAGGCAUCCAAGGACAUCACAACUCAUGUUAUUUGGACGUUACUUUAUUCGCAAUGUUCACUUACACGUCAGUGUUUGACAGUAUUUUAUUUAGGCCUAAGGACUCGUGUGAUAUUGACGACUACGAAGAAGUACAAAGGGUUUUGAGAGAAGAAAUAGUGAACCCGCUCCGGAAGAAUCUUUUUGUGAGCGCAGAUCACGUAAUGAAACUGCGUCGACUGUUAGAUAGACUCAGUAACAUAUCCGGACUUACUAGUGAAGAAAAAGACCCCGAAGAAUUUUUAAAUUCACUGUUGGCUCAAAUAUUGAAAGCGGAACCGUUUUUAAAAUUGAAUUCCGGUCAAGAAACGUUCCAUUAUCAAUUAUUCGUUGAAAAAGACGCACAUUUGACGUUACCUACUGUACAACAUUUAUUCGAACAAAGUUUUUUGACAAGUAAUAUCAAACUGAAGGAAGUACCAAGUUGUUUGAUAAUACAAAUGCCAAGGUUCGGAAAGAAUUAUAAAAUGUAUCCUAGAAUAUUGCCUUCUCAGCUCUUGGACGUUACAGAUGUGAUAGAUGGAUCUCCAAGAAAUUGUAUAGUUUGCGGAGAGUUAGCUCGAUACGAAUGCAGAGAAUGUUUUGACGAUUGUAGUAACGCCGGUUUAGAAAGCACCGCUUUUUGUAUGGAAUGUCUAAAAAAAGCCCACCAACACGAAAAAAGAAAACAUCACAAACAUACCAAAUUAUCUGUCCCCAGUGAUUUUUCUUCUGUGUACGAAGUACCGCGAUUAUUUAUGGAACUAUUUGCUGUUAUUUGUAUCGAAACGUCGCAUUAUGUGGCUUUCGUUAAAUGCGGAGUAGGACACGAAGCGCCUUGGUGCUUCUUUGAUUCUAUGGCUGAUAGGUUAGGUGAAAAACAUGGUUUUAACAUACCUGAAAUGGUGGCGUGUCCGGACGUACCCCGAUGGCUCUCCGACGAAACCUUAUGUAAAAACCUUCACGAAGAAUGUCCCAACGAUCGACAUUUACCCGAACAUGCUCGUAGAUUACUUUGCGAUGCCUACAUUUGUAUGUACCAAAGUUCCGAUGUGAUGAUGUAUAGAUAAAUAGGUAUGGUACAUACAUGACUUAGAAUAAAGAGGAUAUAUUAUAACCGGGAUAAUUCAAUUUUUACUUUUGUAAUAAUGUACGUUUUCAUUUUUUAAUCUCUUGAUAAUAUUUUGCAAUAAUGAUAAGUCGAUGUUGAAAUUGUUCUGGAAAUUGUACGAUUAAAGACUCCUUAGAUACACAUUGUUAAUGAGGGAUUAUCAAGUGAUAAAGUAAACAAAAAAAUUAAAACUUCAAGUUCCCGCGCUACUUUCUUCCUAAUAUUUGGUCUUGGGUGGAAAUUUGAUUCGAAUAAUGAUAAAUUUAUGAAAAUAAGUGGCGCAGUCAAUAGGAUUGUUGUUCGAAAACAGUUUUAGGAGAGUUUUUGAGGGAAAAUACACUUUUUUCUCGUCAUUUUCUUGUUUUUUUAAUAAGAAUCAAAUCAAUUACUGACUAGAGGAAGUUCUUAAAAUCCGUGUAAUUUUAUGAAAUAUCUUUAUGAGAAGGAAAAAGAAAAGAAUAGGAGCUAAAGUUAGAACUAUGAGAAAAGAACUAGAACAAAACUAAAGAAAGAAAGAAACAUGAAAUUCAAAAGAUGCACCAAGUCAUUCAUAAAAGAAACUCUUUAUUGAUUGAGUCUUAUAUAAAGAAUAAAAACUCAGAGAAGACAAAACAAAAUUGAGCUACUUCAAUAUUGUUGAACUAUACAUGAAGUAUGACUGAGUUACAAAUAACCUUCUUAAAGUCUUUUAAUCAGUCAUAUUAGUGUUUACAAGAUGACAAAGAAAAGAAGGAGAAAAAAUAGGACAGGAACAUUUUUUAAUAGAAAUAGUUUAACUAUAAUUUGUGUAGACAAUUUGGCCACUAUUUGACUGUCGAAGCUACUAUUUUGACCUGCAGACUAGAUGUGUGUAUCUAGGGAGUCUUCAAUCUAUGAUAGACAUUAUUAUAUUUGUUUAAAAAUAUCUACAAGAAAAACUUUUAGUAUUAACAAACAAAUUAUACAAUGAUAAUGUACCGUUAAUUAAUAUUCUGUUAUUAACUAUCAAAUAAGAUUUAAUACUGGUUUAGAAACUUUCCAUAUUCUAUAUCCGAUACUUGAUUCGUGCAAAUAUUUAAAGACGUACAAAAAUGUUAAUGAAAAGGUUUUAUAUAACUAGAAACUAUAAAUAAAAAAAUUGAUAGUCAUAUAUUUUCACACAAUCUUGUUAAAUAUGGGUAUGUUCAUAUUCUAUGAGAUUCACCAUGACAAGAGGAUUCUUUUCAAUACUCACUUAUGUACAUAUACACAAAAUAACUAAAAAAUAUAAGAAAAUACUUAAAGCAAACGUCUUUUUUUGUUUAAAUUUCAUAUGAAAGAAAUUUUGUUGUACAGUUUUGAAAAACUUUAUAUUGUUUCAAUCCAUCCAUACUAAACACACUGUUUACACUCACAAUUAGACUGAGACUUAGAGUAAACUGUUUACCUUCAGUCUCUGAAGACUCACUUUUUGGUUAUCGAAACGCGCCUCUGAUAGUAUAAUUUUGAGUGUUGGUGUAGUGGUAGUGUUAACAGUGUGUUCAAUAUGAAUAUCACCAACGAUUCCAAAACUUCCAACUUAACUAUAUAUUAUAUUAAGUUCAUUGAUGCGCCCUUAUUAUGUUAAUCUUUAUUAAAAAUUAUGAAUAAUAGUUGCAAGAAAGUUUUCUAAGGUUAACAACAGUUUUUAUCAGUAACUAUACUUUUCAAUUAAUUGCAACAAUACUGAAAUAAUGAAAAUAAUUUCGAUCUCUGAAGAUGAUGACUUAUCAAAACAGUGUAAUUGUUAAUUUUGAUAUAGUGAUAGUAUAUAGUGUGUUCAGUAAAACAGUAGAUGAACUUGAUUUUUCUGAAUUACAGAAAGUUAUAAAAAUGAACGUACAAUACAUUUAUUUAUGUUAAAAACAAUCUUUACUUUUUAAAUGUUCCAUUUUUAGAUUUUUACAAACUAAAUAGUGUUUUAUGUAACAUACUAUGAAAACAAAAUUAUUUUAUUUCAACUUAUUAAUAUUGUACCCUAAAUUUAAACAAUUUUUUUCUCAUUGCAUUUUUAGUGUAUUUCAUUAAUUGUUAUUUUAUAUUUUAGGGAUAGAAAGUGAAUUUCAGGAGUGAUCAACUGUGAUUUGUUAAUUUAUUUCACUAAUUUUACAGCUAUUACUUAAAUAUUAUCAAAGUGGCAGUGAGAUUAAUGCAUACAGUCAUAAAAUUAAUGUAUAGAUAGAUAUAGAUAUGAAUAUAGCAAAAGGCAACUAGAAAAUCAGCUCGUUUGUUAUUAUAUUUUUCUAUUAUAUGCUUCUAGAGGCUUUUAUACAGUUUAAUCAUGUUGACGACGCUGUAUUUCCGGCUGGAAGGACCAAUAUAUGUGUUGUUAACAGCUUUCGGCUUAAACAAGAUAUAUUGAAACUUCAUUUUCUUUUUGAAAAUAUAAACUUGUUUUUACCUCAUCGAAAUGUAUACUAUGUAGAUUUUUAUUGCUGUUGAUAUUCAAAAGAUGAAAAUCAGUAUUUUAAUUGUUAAUAAUUGUAAUAACGGUUUAAUUAGGAUCAUUUAUUUUGGAUUCUUAUUAAAAAUGUUUAUACUUUGUUGUAUAUAGUUAAAUAAUAGUGUACAAAUAAACAUUUACUGAUCUAA